AUGGCUCUUAACGAAAGCCUAGAGAAAGUCGACGUCCGCACCCUUCGCGACCCCAUUCACGAUCACAUUACCCUUUCAAAGAGACUAUGCCAGUUCAUUGAUACACGUCAAUUUCAACGCCUCCGUGCCAUCAAGCAGCUCGGGACUUCGUACUACGUUUGGCCGGGUGGAUGUCACAACAGGUUCGAACAUUGCAUUGGAGUCUCGCAUUUGGCACGGAAAGUCGCGUCGAUUUUGCAGGAGAAGCAGCCCGAACUUCACAUAACGGACCGAGAUGUUGAAUGCGUAGAAAUCGCGGGGUUAUGCCAUGACCUUGGACAUGGGCCGUGGAGUCACGUCUGGGACGGCAUGUUCAUCCCCGUCGCUCGCCCCGGAACAGCGUGGACCCAUGAACAAGGUUCAGAAAUGAUGCUCAACGCGCUCAUCGAAGAGAACCAUAUCGAUGUGAAGAAGGACGAUCUCGAUUUCAUCAAGGCGCUGAUUGCUGGCGACCCAAAGAAGUGCCGACCCAAUGAGAAGCCGUUUCUCUUCGAUAUCGUGGCGAACAAACGCAACGGGCUCGAUGUAGACAAGUUCGACUACAUUCGUCGCGAUUCGCAUAUGAUCGGUGAUCAGGGCAACAUCUCCCUACAACGCCUUCUAGGAUCCGCGCGAGUCAUACAAAAUCAGAUAUGCUACAACAUCAAGGACGCAAACCAGAUCUUUGAGAUAUGUGCCACUCGCUUUCGCCUGCACAAGACUAUAUACAACCACAAGACCGCCAAAGCCAUUGAGUACAUGAUCAUUGAUGGACUACUUGCUGCGGACCCGUUCAUGAAGAUCGCCGACAGGGUGUUCGACGCCAAGAAGAUGGUCCAUCUUACCGACAAUAUUAGGGCUGAGAUCGAGCAGAGUGAAGACCCUGAACUUGCACCAGCGCGGGCCAUAUUCAACAGGAUUAUCACCCGUGACCUCUAUCGGUGCGCUGAAUGGAAGACAAUCUCAUGGCAUGACCAUGGUUUCUUCACGAACAACGUCACGCCCGAACGGAUCGUGGCAGAAGCAAAGAAGAUGCCUCGUGAUCAGCUUCACGGUGACCAAGAGAUGAUGGACGCCCUUGCCACGCUUGCGCCCCAGCACAUCAUUGUUGACUUUUCGCCGAUGCACUACGGCAUGAAGGAGAAGAAUCCCAUGGAGAACGUGAGGUUUUAUUCGAAGAGGGAACCAAAUACAGAGUGUGCUAAAGCCGAACACGGGGACUACUCAACACUCAUGCCCGCCGUCUUCGGCGAGGUGCUUAUGCGCGUCUACGUCAAAGACGACAUCUUCUACAGCCUCGCUCAAAUCGGGUACCGCGCCGUUAUUAAGAAUAUCAACCCCGAUGCGGAUGCAGACCUAACCAGUGAGGCGGAAACGGUCUUGGGCGAUGGCGAAGGAGAGCCCCAGAGAUCCGCAACAACCACACCACCUCGCACACCGAAACGUAGCCCAUGCCAGACGACUAGCAUGGCUUCCAUAGUCUCGACCGCGACCGCACAUAGCAGCAAAGCAAUCUCCUCAAUUUCGUAUAACAAGUUUGCUACCGUGCCGGUUGGUUAUACGCCCACUGGCAAGACAAGGAAAGGUCGUGAUUUGUCGGCGGGGAGCCUUAGCGGGAUGAGCGCCAUCAAGGAGUCAGAAGAACUAGAAGAGGGGGAGAAGGCGAGGGGUGCAGGUGGUGUUGGUCUUUCGGCUGCUCCAGAGAUCAAGGAACGGUCCAUCAAUGUCAUGAGCAAGCCCUCUGUCGAUGCAGAAAGCUCAAAAGAUAUUGACAUGUCUACGGCCCAGGCCGACGACGAUGGGGGUGGAACACCGAAAGCAACCCCCACUCGUCGCUCCACGAGGGGUACGAAAAGACGAAAUGAUAGCUCAACGAAGGAGUCUGAGACAAGUGGUGGAAGUAAUAAGAGAGCAAAGAAGUCCGGGAGUCGCAAGUAG
Molecule: messenger RNA, 1956 nt
Organism: Pleurotus ostreatus (oyster mushroom)
Lineage: Eukaryota; Fungi; Basidiomycota; Agaricomycetes; Agaricales; Pleurotaceae
Exons: 11
Coding region: 1-1956 (651 amino acids)
Biological process (GO): dGTP catabolic process
Cellular component (GO): nucleus
Molecular function (GO): dGTPase activity
Source: RefSeq, a predicted model, not a curated record